This is a messenger RNA of Closterium sp. NIES-65, 18633 nucleotides long. The record is from the annotation of a GenBank genome assembly. Lineage: Eukaryota; Viridiplantae; Streptophyta; Zygnematophyceae; Desmidiales; Closteriaceae.
AUGGGUUGCACCAACAAACUCCCCCUCGGAUUGUUGGUGCAAUCACCCCUCCCCAUUCUCCCUCUUUCCAUCACCCCGCCCCAUUCUCCUGCUUUCUAUCACCCCGCCCCAUUCUCCCUCUUUCCAUCACCCCGCCCCAUUCUCCCGCUUUCCAUCACCCCGCCCCAUUCUCCCGAUUUCCAUCACCCCGCCCCAUUCUCCCUCUUUCCAUCACCCCGCCCCAUUCUCCCGCUUUCCAUCACCUCGCCCCAUUCUCCCGCUUUCCAUCACCCCGCCCCAUUCUCCUGCUUUCCAUCACCCCGCCCCUUUCUCCCGCUUUCCAUCACCACGCCCCAUUCUCCCGCUUUCCAUCACCCCGCCCCAUUCUCCCUCUUUCCAUCACCCCGCCCCAUUCUCCUACUUUCCAUCACCCCGCCCCAUUUUCCCUCUUCCCAUCACCCCGCCCCAUUUUCCCUCUUUCACUCACCCUCGCCCCAUUCUCCCGCUUUCCAUCACCCCGCCCCAUUCUCCCGCUUUCCAUCACCCCGCCCCAUUUUCCCUCUUUCCAUCACCCCGCCCCAUUCUCCCGUCUUCCAUCACCCCGCCCCAUUCUCCCUCUUUCCAUCACCCCGCCCCAUUCUCCCGCUUUCCAUCACCCCGCCCCAUUCUCCCGCUUUCCAUCACCCCGCCCCAUUCUCCCACUUUCCAUCACCCUGCCCCAUUCUCCCUCUUUCCAUCACCCCGCCCCAUUCUCCCGCUUUCCAUCACCCCGCCCCAUUCUCCCGCUUUCCAUCACCCCGCCCGAUUCUCCCUCUUCCCAUCACCCCGCCCCAUUCUCCCGCCUUUCAUCACCCCGCCCCAUUCUCCAGCUUUCCAUCACCCCGCCCAAUUCUCCCGCUUCCCAUCACCCCGCCCCAUUCUCCCGCCUUCCAUCACCCCGCCCCAUUCUCCCUCUUUCCAUCACCCCGCCCCAUUCUCACGCUUUCCAUCACCCCGCCCCAUUCUCCCUCUUUCCAUCACCCCGCCCCAUUCUCCCGCUUUCCAUCACCCCGCCCCAUUCUCCCUCUAUCCAUCACCCCGCCCAGUUCUCCUACUUUCCAUCACCCCGUCCCAUUUUCCCGUUUUCCAUCACCCCGCCCCAUUCUCUCGCUUUCCAUCACCCCGCUUUAUUCUCCCACUUUCCAUCACCCCGCCCCAUUCUCCCAAUUUCCAUCACCCCGCCCCAUUCUCCCGCUUUCCAUCACCCCGCCCCAUUCUCCUGCUUUCCAACAGCCCGCCCCAUUCUCCCGCUUUCCAUCACCUCUCCCCAUUCUCCCUCUUUCCAUCACCCCGCCCCAUUCUCCUGCUUUCUAUCACCCCACCCCAUUCUCCCUCUUUCCAUCACCCCGCCCCAUUCUCCCGCCUUCCAUCACCCCGCCCCAUUCUCCAUCUUUCCAUCACCCUGCUCAAUUCUCCCGCUUUCCAUCACCCUGCCCCAUUCUCCCGCCUUCCAUCACACCGCCCCAUUCUCCCGCUUUCCAUCACCCCGCCCCAUUCUCCCGCUUUCCAUCACCCCGCCCCAUUCUCCUGCUUUCCAUCACCCCGCCCCAUUCUCCCGCUUUCCAUCACCACGCCCCAUUCUCCCGCUUUCCAUCACCCCGCCCCAUUCUCCCUCUUUCCAUCACCCCGCCCCAUUCUCCUACUUUCCAUCACCCCGCCCCAUUUUCCCUCUUCCCAUCACCCCGCCCCAUUUUCCCUCUUUCACUCACCCUCGCCCCAUUCUCCCGCUUUCCAUCACCCCGCCCCAUUCUCCCGCUUUCCAUCACCCCGCCCCAUUUUCCCUCUUUCCAUCACCCCGCCCCAUUCUCCCGUCUUCCAUCACCCCGCCCCAUUCUCCCUCUUUCCAUCACCCCGCCCCAUUCUCCCGCUUUCCAUCACCCCGCCCCAUUCUCCCGCUUUCCAUCACCCCGCCCCAUUCUCCCACUUUCCAUCACCCUGCCCCAUUCUCCCUCUUUCCAUCACCCCGCCCCAUUCUCCCGCUUUCCAUCACCCCGCACCAUUCUCCCGCUUUCCAUCACCCCGCCCGAUUCUCCCUCUUCCCAUCACCCCGCCCCAUUCUCCCGCCUUUCAUCACCCCGCCCCAUUCUCCCGCUUUCCAUCACCCCGCCCAAUUCUCCCGCUUCCCAUCACCCCGCCCCAUUCUCCCGCCUUCCAUCACCCCGCCCCAUUCUCCCUCUUUCCAUCACCCCGCCCCAUUCUCCUACUUUCUAUCACCCCACCCCAUUCUCCCUCUUUCCAUCACCCCGCCCCAUUCUCCCGCCUUCCAUCACCCCGCCCCAUUCUCCAUCUUUCCAUCACCCUGCUCAAUUCUCCCGCUUUCCAUCACCCUGCCCCAUUCUCCCGCCUUCCAUCACCCCGCCCCAUUCUCCCUCUUUCCAUCACCCCGCCCCAUUCUCCCGCUUUCCAUCACCCCGCCCCAUUCUCCUGCUUUCCAUAACCCCGCCCCAUUCUCCCGCUUUCCAUCACCCCACCCCAUUCUCCCGCUUUCCAUCACCUCGCCCCAUUCUCCCGCUUUCCAUCACCCCGCCCCAUUCUCCCGCUUUCCAUCACCCCGCCCCAUUCUCCCGCUUUCCAUCACCCCGCCCCAUUCUCCCGCUUUCCAUCACCCGGUCCCGUUCUCUCGCUUUCCAUCACCCCGGACCAUUCUCCCGCUUUCUAUCACCCCGCCCGCUCCAUUCUCCCGCUUUCCAUCACCCCGCCCAAUUCUCCCUCUUUCCAUCACCCCUCCCCAUUCUCCCUCUUUCCAUCACCCCGCCCCAUUUUCCCUCUUUCCAUCACCCCGCCCCAUUCUCCCGCCUUUCAUCACCCCGCCCCAUUCUCCCGCCCCAUUCUCCCGCUUUCAUCACCCCGCCCCAUUCUCCCGCUUUCCAUCACCCCGCCCAAUUCUCCCGCUUUCCAUCACCCCGCCCCAUUCUCCCGCUUUCCAUCACCCCGCCCCAUUCUCCCUCUUUCCAUCACCCCGCCCCAUUCUCCCGCUUUCCAUCACCCCGCCCCAUUUUCCCUCUUUCCAUCACCCCGCCCCAUUCUCCCGCCUUCCAUCACCCCGCCCCAUUCUCCCUCUUUCCAUCACCCCGCCCCAUUCUCCCGCUUUCCAUCACCCCGCCCCAUUCUCCCGCUUUCCAUAUCCCCGCCCCAUUCUCCCACUUUCCAUCACCCCGCCCCAUUCUCCCUCUUUCCAUCACCCCGCCCCAUUCUCCCGCUUUCCAUCACCCCGCCCCAUUUUCCCUCUUUCCAUCACCCCGCCCCAUUCUCCCGCUUUCCAUCACCCCGCCCCAUUCUCCCUCUUCCCAUCACCCCGCCCCAUUCUCCCGCCUUUCAUCGCCCCGCCCCAUUCUCCCGCUUUCCAUCACCCCGCCCAAUUCUCCCGCUUCCCAUCACCCCGCCCCAUUCUCCCGCCUUCCAUCACCCCGCCCCAUUCUCCCUCUUUCCAUCACCCCGCCCCAUUCUCACGCUUUCCAUCACCCCGCCCCAUUCUCCCUCUUUCCAUCACCCCGCCCCAUUCUCCCGCUUUCCAUCACCCCGCCCCAUUCUCCCUCUAUCCAUCACUCCGCCCAAUUCUCCCACUUUCCAUCACCCCGUCCCAUUCUCCCGUUUUCCAUCACCCCGCUCCAUUCUCUCGCUUUCCAUCACCCCGCUUUAUUCUCCCACUUUCCAUCACCCCGCCCCAUUCUCCCAAUUUCCAUCACCCCGCCCCAUUCUCCCGCUUUCCAUCACCCCGCCCCAUUCUCCUGCUUUCCAACAGCCCGCCCCAUUCUCCCGCUUUCCAUCACCUCUCCCCAUUCUCCCUCUUUCCAUCACCCCGCCCCAUUCUCCUGCUUUCUAUCACCCCACCCCAUUCUCCCUCUUUCCAUCACCCCGCCCCAUUCUCCCGCCUUCCAUCACCCUGCCCCAUUCUCCAUCUUUCCAUCACCCUGCUCAAUUCUCCCGCUUUCCAUCACCCUGCCCCAUUCUCCCGCCUUCCAUCACCCCGCCCCAUUCUCCCUCUUUCCAUCACCCCGCCCCAUUCUCCCGCUUUCCAUCACCCCGCCCCAUUCUCCCGCUUUCCAUCACCCCGCCCCAUUCUCCCGCUUUCCAUCACCCCACCUCAUUCUCCCGCUUUCCAUCACCCCGCCCCAUUCUCCCGCUUUCCAUCACCCCGCCCCAUUCUCCCGCUUUCCAUCACCCCGCCCCAUUCUCCCGCUUUCUAUCACCCCGCCCCAUUCUCCCGCUUUUUAUCACCCCGUCCCGUUCUCUCGCUUUCCAUCACCCCGGCCCAUUCUCCCGCUUUCUAUCACCCCGCCCGCUCCAUUCUCCCGCUUUCCAUCACCCCGCCCAAUUCUCCCUCUUUCCAUCACCCCUCCCCAUUCUCCCUCUUUCCAUCACCCCGCCCCAUUCUCCCUCUUUCCAUCACCCCGCCCCAUUCUCCCACUUUCCAUCACCCCGCGCCAUUUCCCCUCUUUCCAUCACUCCGCCCCAUUCUCCCGCUUUCCAUCACCCCGCCCCAUUCUCUCGCUUUCCAUCAUCCCGCUCCAUUGUCCCGCUUUCCAUCACCCCGCCCAAUUCUCCCUCUUUCCAUCACCCCUCCCCAUUCUCCCUUUUUCCAUCACCCCGCCCCAUUCUCCCGCUUUCCAUCACCCCGCCCCAUUCUCCCUCUUUCCAUCACCCCGCCCCAUUCUCCCGCCUUUCAUCACCCCGCCCCAUUCUCCCGCCUUUCAUCACCCCGCCCCAUUCUCCCGCUUUCCAUCACCCCGCCCAAUUCUCCCGCUUUCCAUCACCCCGCCCCAUUCUCCCGCUUUCCAUCACCCCGCCCCAUUCUCCCUCUUUCCAUCACCCCGCCCCAUUCUCUCGCUUUCCAUCACCCCGCCCCAUUCUCCCUCUUUCCAUCACCCCGCCCCAUUCUCCCUCUUUCCAUCACCCCGCCCCAUUCUCCCACUUUCCAUCACCCCGCGCCAUUUCCCCUCUUUCCAUCACUCCGCCCCAUUCUCCCGCUUUCCAUCACCCCGCCCCAUUCUCUCGCUUUCCAUCAUCCCGCUCCAUUGUCCCGCUUUCCAUCACCCCGCCCAAUUCUCCCUCUUUCCAUCACCCCUCCCCAUUCUCCCUUUUUCCAUCACCCCGCCCCAUUCUCCCGCUUUCCAUCACCCCGCCCCAUUCUCCCUCUUUCCAUCACCCCGCCCCAUUCUCCCUCUUUCCAUCACCCCGCCCCAUUCUCCCGCUUUCCAUCACCUCGACCAAUUCUCCCUCUUUCCAUCACCCCGCCCGAUUCUCCCGCUUUCCAUCACCCCGCCCCAUUCUCCCGCUUUCCAUCACCCCACCCCAUUCUCCCGCUUUCCAUCACCCCGCCCCAUUCUCCCGCUUUCCAUCACCCCGCCCCAUUCUCCCGCUUUCCAUCACCCCGCCCCAUUCUCCCGCUUUCCAUCACCCCGCCCCAUUCUCCCGCUUUCCAUCACCCCGUCCCGUUCUCUCGCUUUCCAUCACCCCGGCCCAUUCUCCCGCUUUCUAUCACCCCGCCCGCUCCAUUCUCCGGCUUUCCAUCACCCCGUCCAAUUCUCCCUCUUUCCAUCACCCCUCCCCAUUCUCCCUCUCUCCAUCACCCCGCCCCAUUCUCCCUCUUUCCAUCACCCCGCCCCAUUCUCCCGCCUUUCAUCACCCCGCCCCAUUCUCCCGCCUUUCAUCACCCCGCCCCAUUCUCCCGCUUUCCAUCACCCCGCCCAAUUCUCCCGCUUUCCAUCACCCCGCCCCAUUCUCCCUCUUUCCAUCACCCCGCCCCAUUCUCCCUCUUUCCAUCACCCCGCCCCAUUCUCUUGCUUUCCAUCACCCCGCCCCAUUCUCCCUCUUUCCAUCACCCCGCCCCAUUCUCCCUCUUUCCAUCACCCCGCCCCAUUCUCCCGCCUUUCAUCACCCCGCCCCAUUCUCCCGCCUUUCAUCACCCCGCCCCAUUCUCCCGCAUUCCAUCACCCCGCCCAAUUCUCCCGCUUUCCAUCACCCCGCCCCAUUCUCCCGCUUUCCAUCACCCCGCCCCAUUCUCCCUCUUUCCAUCACCCCGCCCCAUUCUCUCGCUUUCCAUCACCCCGCCCCAUUCUCCCUCUUUCCAUCACCCCGCCCCAUUCUCCCUCUUUCCAUCACCCCGCCCCAUUCUCCCACUUUCCAUCACCCCGCGCCAUUUUCCCUCUUUCCAUCACUCCGCCCCAUUCUCCCACUUUCCAUCACCCCGCCCCAUUCUCUCGCUUUCCAUCAUCCCGCUCCAUUGUCCCGCUUUCCAUCACCCCGCCCAAUUCUCCCUCUUUCCAUCACCCCUCCCCAUUCUCCCUUUUUCCAUCACCCCGCCCCAUUCUCCCGCUUUCCAUCACCCCGCCCCAUUCUCCCUCUUUCCAUCACCCCGCCCCAUUCUCCCUCUUUCCAUCACCCCGCCCCAUUCUCCCACUUUCCAUCACCUCAACCAAUUCUCCCUCUUUCCAUCACCCCGCCCCAUUCUCCCUCUUUCCAUCACCCUGCCCCAUUCUCCCUCUAUCCAUCACCCCACCCAAUUCUCCCGCUUUCCAUCACCCCGUCCCAUUCUCCCGCUUUCCAUCACCCCGCCCCAUUCUUUUGCGUUCCAUCACCCCACCCCAUCCUCCCCUCUUUCCAUCACCCCGCCCCAUUGUCCCGAUUUCCAUCACCCCGCCCCAUUCUCCCGCUUUCCAUGACCCCGCCCCAUUCUCCCGCUUUCCAUCACCCCGCCCCAUUCUCCCGCUUUCCAACACCCCGCCUCAUUCUCCCACUUUCCAUCACCCCGCCCCAUUCUCACUCUUUCCAUCACCCCUCCCCAUUUUCCCUCUUUCCAUCACCCCGCCCCAUUCUCCUGCUUUCUAUCACCCCACCCCAUUCUCCCUCUUUCCAUCACCCCGCCCCAUUCUCCCGCUUUCCAUCACCCCGCCCCAUUCUCCCGAUUUCCAUCACCCCGCCCCAUUCUCCCUCUUUCCAUCACCCCGCCCCAUUUUCCCUCUUUCCAUCACUACGCCCCAUUCUCCUGCUUUCCAUCACCCCGCCCCAUUCUCCCUCUUCCCAUCACCCCGCCCCAUUCUCCCGCCUUUCAUCACCCCGCCCCAUUCUCCCGCUUUCCAUCACCCCGCCCAAUUCUCCCGCUUCCCAUCACCCCGCCCCAUUCUCCCGCCUUCCAUCACCCCUCCCCAUUCUCCCUCUUUCCAUCACCCCGCCCCAUUCUCACGCUUUCCAUCACCCCGCCCCAUUCUCCCUCUUUCCAUCACCCCGCCCCAUUCUCCUGCUUUCCAUCACCCCGCCCCAUUCUCCUGCUUUCUAUCACCCCGCCCCAUUCUCCCUCUUUCCAUCACCCCGCCCCAUUCUCCCGCCUUCCAUCACCCCGCCCCAUUCUCCAUCUUUCCAUCACCCUGCUCAAUUCUCCCGCUUUCCAUCACCCCGCCCCAUUCUUCCGCCUUCCAUCACCCCGCCCCAUUCUCCCUCUUUCCAUCACCCCGCCCCAUUCUCCCGCUUUCCAUCACCCUGCCCCAUUCUCCCGCUUUCCAUCACCCCACCCCAUUCUCCCGCUUUCCAUCACCCCGCCCCAUUCUCCCGCUUUCCAUCACCCCGCCCCAUUCUCCCGCUUUCCAUCACCCCGCCCCAUUCUCCCGCUUUCCAUCACCCCGCCCCAUUCUCCCGCUUUCCAUCACCGCGUCCCGUUCUCUCGCUUUCCAUCACCCCGGCCCAUUCUCCCGCUUUCUAUCACCCCGCCCACUCCAUUCUCCCGCUUUCCAUCACCCCGCCCAAUUCUCCCUCUUUCCAUCACCCCUCCCCAUUCUCCCUCUUUCCAUCACCCCGCCCCAUUCUCCCUCUUUCCAUCACCCCGCCCCAUUCUCCCGCCUUUCAUCACCCCGCCCCAUUCUCCCGCCUUUCAUCACCCCGCCCCAUUCUCCCGCUUUCCAUCACCCCGCCCGAUUCUCCCGCUUUCCAUCACCCCGCCCCAUUCUCCCGCUUUCCAUCACCCCGCCCCAUUCUCCCUCUUUCCAUCACCCCGCCCCAUUCUCUCGCUUUCCAUCACCCCGCCCCAUUCUCCCUCUUUCCAUCUCCCCGCCCCAUUCUCCCUCUUUCCAUCACCCCGCCCCAUUCUCCCACUUUCCAUCACCCCGCGCCAUUUUCCCUCUUUCCAUCACCCCGCCCCAUUCUCCCGCUUUCCAUCACCCCGCCCCAUUCUCUCGCUUUCCAUCAUCCCGCUCCAUUGUCCCGCUUUCCAUCACCCCGCCCAAUUCUCCCUCUUUCCAUCACCCCUCCCCAUUCUCCCUUUUUCCAUCACCCCGCCCCAUUCUCCCGCUUUCCAUCACCCCGCCCCAUUCUCCCUCUUUCCAUCACCCCGCCCCAUUCUCCCUCUUUCCAUCACCCCGCCCCAUUCUCCCGCUUUCCAUCACCUCGACCAAUUCUCCCUCUUUCCAUCACCCCGCCCCAUUCUCCCUCUUUCCAUCACCCUGCCCCAUUCUCCCUCUAUCCAUCACCCCACCCAAUUCUCCCGCUUUCCAUCACCUCGUCCCAUUCUCCCGCUUUCCAUCACCCCGCCCCAUUCUUUUGCGUUCCAUCACCCCACCCCAUCCUCCCCUCUUUCCAUCACCCCGCCCCAUUCUCCCGAUUUUUAUCACCCCGCCCCAUUCUCCCUCUUUCCAUCACCCCGCCCCAUUCUCCCGCUUUCCAUCACCCCGCCCCAUUCUCCCUCUUUCCAUCACCCCGCCCCAUUCUCCCUCUUUCCAUCACCCCGCCCCAUUCUCCCGCUUUCCAUCACCCCGCCCAAUUCUCCCUCUUUCCAUCACCCCUCCCCAUUCUCCCUUUUUCCAUCACCCCGCCCCAUUCUCCCGCUUUCCAUCACCCCGCCCCAUUCUCCCUCUUUCCAUCACCCCGCCCCAUUCUCCCUCUUUCCAUCACCCCGCCCCAUUCUCCCGCUUUCCAUCACCUCGACCAAUUCUCCCUCUUUCCAUCACCCCGCCCCAUUCUCCCUCUUUCCAUCACCCUGCCCCAUUCUCCCUCUAUCCAUCACCCCACCCAAUUCUCCCGCUUUCCAUCACCUCGUCCCAUUCUCCCGCUUUCCAUCACCCCGCCCCAUUCUUUUGCGUUCCAUCACCCCACCCCAUCCUCCCCUCUUUCCAUCACCCCGCCCCAUUCUCCCGAUUUUUAUCACCCCGCCCCAUUCUCCCUCUUUCCAUCACCCCGCCCCAUUCUCCCGCUUUCCAUCACCCCGCCCCAUUCUCCCUCUUUCCAUCACCCCGCCCCAUUCUCCCUCUUUCCAUCACCCCGCCCCAUUCUCCCGCUUUCCAUCACCCCGCCCAAUUCUCCCUCUUUCCAUCACCCCUCCUCAUUCUCCCUUUUUCCAUCACCCCGCCCCAUUCUCCCGCUUUCCAUCACCCCGCCCCAUUCUCCCUCUUUCCAUCACCCCGCCCCAUUCUCCCUCUUUCCAUCACCCCGCCCCAUUCUCCCGCUUUCCAUCACCUCGACCAAUUCUCCCUCUUUCCAUCACCCCGCCCCAUUCUCCCUCUUUCCAUCACCCUGCCCCAUUCUCCCUCUAUCCAUCACCCCACCCAAUUCUCCCGCUUUCCAUCACCUUGUCCCACUCUCCCGCUUUCCAUCACCCCGCCCCAUUCUUUUGCGUUCCAUCACCCCACCCCAUCCUCCCCUCUUUCCAUCACCCCGCCCCAUUCUCCCGAUUUUUAUCACCCCGCCCCAUUCUCCCUCUUUCCAUCACCCCGCCCCAUUCUCCCGCUUUCCAUAACCCCGCCCCAUUCUCCCUCUUUCCAUCACCCCGCCCCGUUCUCCCGCUUUCCAUCACCCCGCCCCAUUCUCCCGCUUUCCAUCACCCCGCCCCAUUCUCCUGCUUUCCAUCACUCCGCCCCAUUCUCCCUCUUCCCAUCACCCCGCCCCAUUCUCUCGCUUUCCAUCACCCCGCCCCAUUCUCCCGCUUUUCAUCACCCCGCCCCAUUAUCCCGCUUUCCAUCACCCCGUCCCAUUCUCCCUCUUUCCAUCACCCCGCCCCAUUCUCCCGCUUUCCAUCACCCCGCCCCAUUCUUCCUCUUUCCAUCUCCCUGCCCCAUUCUCCCUCUUUCCAUCACCCCGCCCCAUUCUCCCGCUUUCCAUCACCCCGCCCCAUUCUCCCUCUUUCCAUCACCCCGCCCCAUUCUCCCACUUUCCAUCACCCCGCCCCUUUCUCCCUCUUCCCAUCACCCCGCCCCAUUCUCUCGCUUUCCAUCCCCACGCCCCAUUCUCCCGCUUUUCAUCACCCCGCCCCAUUCUCCCGCUUUCCAUCACCCCGUCCCAUUCUCCCUCUUUCCAUCACCCCGCCCCAUUCUCCCGCUUUCCAUCACCCCGCCCCAUUCUUCCUCUUUGCAUCUCCCCGCCCCAUUCUCCCUCUUUCCAUCACCCCGCCCCAUUCUCCCUCUUCCCAUCACCCCGCCCCAUUCUCCAGCUUUCCGUCACCCCGCCCCAUUCUCCCUCUUUCCAUCACCCCGCCCCAUUCUCCAUCUUUAUAUCACCCCGCCCCACUCUCCCGCCUUCCAUCACCCCGCCCCAUUCUCCAUCUUUCCAUCACCCUGCCCAAUUCUCCCGCCUUCCAUCACCCCACCCCAUUCUCCCGUCUUCCAUCACCCCGCCCCAUUCUCCCUCUUUCCAUCACCCCCUUUCCGUCACCCCGCCCCAUUCUCCCUCUUUCCAUCACCCCGCCCCAUUCUCCCUCUUUCCAUCACCCCGACCCAUUCUCCCGCUUUCCAUCACCCCGCCCCAUUCUCCCUCUUUCCAUCACCCCGCCCCAUUCUCCCUCUUUCCAUCACCCCGCCCCAUUCUCCCGCUUUCCAUCACCCCGCGCCAUUUAACCUCUUUCCAUCACCCGCCCCAUUCUCCCUCUUUCCAUCACUCCGCCCCAUUCUCCCGCUUUCCAUCACCCGGCUCCAUUGUCCCGCUUUCCAUCACCCCGCCCAAUUCUCCCUCUUUCUAUCACCCCUUCCCAUUCUCCCUCUUUCCAUCACCCCGCCCCAUUCUCCUGCUUUCCAUCACCCCGCCCCAUUCUCCCUCUUUCCAUCACCCCGCCCCAUUCUCCCUCUUUCCAUUACCCCGCCCCAUUCUCCUGCUUUCCAUCACCCCGCCCCAUUCUCCCUCUAUCCAUCACCCCGCCCCAUUCUCCCGCUUUCCAUCACCCCGCCCCAUUCUCCUGCUUUCCAUCACCGCGCCCAAAUCUCCCGCUUUCCAUCACCCCUCUCCAUUCUCCCUCUUUCCAUCUCCCCACCCCAUUCUCCUUCUUUCCAUCACCCCGUCCCAUUCUCCCUCUUUCCGUCACCCCACCCCAUUCUCCCUGUUUCCAUCACCUCGCCCCUUCUCCCUCUUUCCAUCACCCCGCCCCAUUCUUCCUGUUUCCAUCACCUCGCCCCAUUCUCUCGCUUUCCAUCACCCCUCCCUGUUCUCCCUCUUUCCAUCACCCCGCCCCAUUCUCCCGCCUUCCAUCACCCCGCCCCAAUCUCCUUCUUUCCAUCACCCCGCCCCAUUCUCCAGCUUUUUAUCACCCCGCCCCAUUCUCCCGAUUUCCAUCACCCCACCCCAUUCUCCCGCUUUCCAUCACCCCGACCCAUUCUCCCGCUUUCCAUCACCCCGCCCCGUUCUCCCGCUUUCCAUCACACCGCCCCAUUCUCCCUCUUUCCAUCACCCCGCCCCAUUCUCCCGCUUUCCAUCACCCCGCCCCAUUCUCCCGCUUUCCAUCACCCCGCCUCAUUCUCCCUCUUUCCAUCAACCCGCCCCAUUCUCCCUCUUUCCAUCACCCCGCUCCAUUCUCCCGCUUUCCAUCACCCCGCCCGCUCCAUUCUCCCGCUUUCCAUCACCCCGCCCAAUUCUCCCUCUUUCCAUCACCCCUCCCCAUUCUCCCUCUUUCCAUCACCCCGCCCCAUUCUCCCGCUUUCCAUUACCCCGCCCCAUUCUCCCUCUUUCCAUCACCCGCCCCAUUCUCCCGUCUUUUAUCACCCCGCCCCAUUCUCCCUCUUUCCAUCACCCCGCCCAAUUCUCCCGCUUUCCAUCACCCCGCCCCAUUCUCCCGCCUUUCAUCACCCCGCCCCAUUCUCCCUCUUUCCAUCAACCCGCCCCAUUCUCCCUCUUUCCAUCACCCCGCCUUAUUCUCCCUCUUUCUAUCACCCCGCCCCAUUCUCCCGAUUUCCAUCACCCCGCCCCAUUCUCCCGCUUUCCAUCACCCCGCCCAAUUCUCCCACUUUCCAUCACCCCGUCCCAUUCUCCUGUUUUCCAUCACCCCGCCCCAUUCUCUCGCUUUCUAUCACCCCGCCUUAUUCUCCCGCUUUCCAUCACCCCGCACCAUUCUCCCGCUUUCCAUCACCCCGCACCAUUCUCCCUCUUUCCAUCACCCCGCCCCAUUCUCAUGCUUUCUAUCACCCCGCCCCAUUCUCCCUCUUUCCAUCACCCUGCCCCAUUCUCCCGCCUUCCAUCACCCCGCCCCAUUCUCCCUCUUUCCAUCACCCCGCCCCAUUCUCCCGCUUUCCAUCACCCCGCCCCAUUCUCCCGCUUUCCAUCACCCUGCCCCAUUCUCCCUCUUUCCAUCACCCCGCCCUAUCCUCUCUCUUUCCAUCACCCCGCACCAUUCUCCCGCUUUCCAUCACCCCGCACCAUUCUCCCUCUUUCCAUCACCCCACCCCAUUCUACUGCUUUCCAUCACCCCCUUUCCAUCACUUCGCCCCAUUCUCUCGAUUUCCAUCACCCCGCCCCAUUCUCCCGCUUUCCAUCACCCCGCCACAUUCUCCUGCUUUCCAUCACCCCGCCCCAUUCUCCUGCUUUCCAUCACCCCGCCCCAUUCUCCCUCUUUCCAUCACCCCGCCCCAUUCUCCCGCUUUUCAUCACCCCGCCCCAUUCUCCCGAUUUCCAUCACCCCGCCCCUCUCCCGCUUUCCAUCACCCCGCCCCAUUCUCCCGCUUUCCAUCACCCCGCCCAAUUCUCCCUCUUUCCAUCACCCCUCCCCAUUCUCCCUCUUUCCAUCACCCCGCCCCAUUCUCCCGCUUUCCAUCACCCCGCCCCAUUCUCCCGCUUUCCAUCACCCCGCCCCAUUCUCCCUCUUUCCAUCACCCUGCCCCAUUCUCCCGCUUUCCAUCACCCCUCCCCAUUCUCCCGCUGUCCAUCACCCUGCCCCAUUCUCCCGUUUUCGAUCACCCCGCCCCAUUCUCCCGUUUUCCAUCACCCCGCCCCAUUCUCCCGCUUUCCAUCACCCCGCCCCAUUCUCCUGCUUUCCAUCACCCCUCCCCAUUCUCCCGCUGUCCAUCACCCUGCCCCAUUCUCCCGCUUUCCAUCACCCCGCCCCAUUCUCCCUCUUUCCAUCACACCGCCCCAUUCUCCAACUUUUCAUCACCCCGUCCCAUUCUCCCGCUUUCCAUCACCCCUCCCCAUUCUCCCUCUUUCCAUCACCCCGCCCCAUUCUCCCAGUUUCCAUCACCCCGCCCCAUUCUCCCUCUUUCCAUCAUCCCGCCCCAUUCUCCUGCAUUCUAUCACCCUGACCCAUUCUCCAUCCUUCCAUCACCCCGCCCCAUUCUCCUGCUUUCCAUCAACUCGCCUGGCUGGGAGGGGUGCUGGGAGCAACUCACCUGGCUGGUGGGGGUGCUGGGAGCAACUCACCUGGUUGGUGGGGGUGCUGGGAGCAACUCGCUUGGCUGGUGGGGGUGCUGGGAGCAACUUACAUGGCUGGUGGGGGUGCUGGGAGCAACUCACCUGGCUGGUGGGGGUGCUGGGAGCAACUCACCUGGCUGGUGGGGGUGCUGGGAGCAACUCACCUGGCUGGUGGGGGUGCUGGGAGCAACUCACCUGGCUGGUGGGGGUGUUGGGAGCAACUCACCUGGCUGGUGGGGGUGCUGGGAGCAACUCACCUGGCUGUGGGGGUGCUGGGAGCAACUCACCUGGCUGGUGGAGGUGCUGGGAGCAACUCGCCUGGCUGGUGGGGGUGCUGGGAGCAACUCGCUUGGCUGGUGGGGGUGCUGGGAGCAACUCGCCUGGCUGGUGGGGGUGCUGGGAGCAACUCACCUGGCUGGUGGGGGUGCUGACAGCAACUCACCUGGCUGUUGGGGGUGCUGGGAGCAACUCACCUGGCUGGUGGGGUUGCUGGGAGCAACUCACCUGGCUGGUGGGGGUGUUGGGAGCAACUCGCCUGGCUGGUGGGGGUGCUGGGAGCAACUCGCCUGGCUGGUGGGGGUGCUUGGAGCAACUCGCCUGGCUGGUGGGGGUGCUGGGAGCAACUCACCUGGCUGGUGGGGGUGCUGGGAGCAACUCACCUGGCUGGUGGGGGUGGUGGGAGCAACUCACCUGGCUGGUGGGGGUGCUGGGAGCAACUCACCUAGCUCGUGGGGGUGCUGGGAGCAACUCACCUGGCUGGUAGGGGUGCUGGGAGCAACUCACCUGGCUGGUGGGGGUGCUGGGAGCAACUCACCUGGCUGGUGGGGGUGCUGGGAGCAACUCGCCUGGCUGGGGUGCUGGGAGCAACUCACCUGGCUGGUGGGGGUGCUGGGAGCAACUCACCUGGCUGGUGGGGGUGCUGGGAGCAACUCGCCUGGCUGGUGGGGAUGCUAUGAGCAACUCACCUGGCUGGUUGGGGUGCUCGGAGCAACUCGCCUAGCUGGUGGGGGUGCUGGGAGCAACUCACCUGGCUGGUGGGGGUGGUGGGAGCAACUCACCUGGCUGGGAGGGGUGCUGGGAGCAACUCACCUGGCUGGUGGGGGUGCUGGGAGCAACUCACCUAGCUCGUGGGGGUGCUGGGAGCAACUCACCUGGCUGGUAGGGGUGCUGGGAGCAACUCACCUGGCUGGUGGGGGUGCUGGGAGCAACUCACCUGGCUGGUGGGGGUGCUGGGAGCAACUCGCCUGGCUGCUGGUGGGGGUGCUGGGAGCAACUCGCCUGGCUGGUGGGGUGCUGGGAGCAACUCACCUGGCUGGUAGGGUUGCUGGGAGCAACUCACCUGGCUGGUGGGGGUGCUGGGAGCAACUCACCUGGCUGGUGGGGGUGCUGGGAGCAACGCAACUUGCUGGUGGGGGUGCUGGGAGCAACUCAACUAGCUGGUGGGGGUGCUGGGAGCAACUCGCCUGGCUGGUGGGGGUGCUGGGAGCAACUCGCCUGGCUGGUGGGGGUGCUAGGAGCAACUCACCUGGCUGGUGGGGGUGCUGGGAGCAACUCGCCUGGCUGGUGGGGGUGCUGGGAGCAACUCGCCUGGCUGGUGGGAAUGCUGGGAGCAACUCGCCUGGCUGGUGGGGGUGCUGGGAGCAACUCACCUGGCCGGUGAGGGUGCUGGGAGCAACUCACCUGGCUGGUGGGGGAGCUGGGAGCAACUCACCUGGCUGGUGCGGGUGCUGGGAGCAACUCACCUGGUUGGAGGGGAUGCUAGGAGCAACUUGCCUGGCUGGUGGGGUUGCUGGGAACAACUCACCUGGCUGGUGGGGGUGCUGGGAGCAACUCACCUGGCUGGAGCAACUCGCCUGGCUGGUGGGGUUGCUGGGAACAACUCACCUGGCUGGUGGGGGUGCUGGGAGCAACUCACCUGGCUGGUGGGGGUGCUGGGAGCAACUCACCUGGCUGGUGGGGGUGCUGGGAGCAACUCACCUGGCUGGUGGGGGUGCUGAGAGCAACUCACCUGGCUGGUGGGGGUGCUGGGAGCAACUCACCUGGCUGGUGGGGGUGCUGGAAGCAACUCGCCUGGCCGGUGGGGGUGCUGGGAGCAACUCACCUGGCUGGUGGGGGUGCUGGGAGCAACUCACCUGGCUGGUGGGGGUGGUGGGAGCAACUCACCUGGCUGGUGGGGGUGCUGGGAGCAACUCACCUAGCUCGUGGGGGUGCUGGGAGCAACUCACCUGGCUGGUAGGGGUGCUGGGAGCAACUCACCUGGCUGGUGGGGGUGCUGGGAGCAACUCACCUGGCUGCUGGUGGGGGUGCUGGGAGCAACUCGCCUGGCUGGUGGGGUGCUGGGAGCAACUCACCUGGCUGGUAGGGUUGCUGGGAGCAACUCACCUGGCUGGUGGGGGUGCUGGGAGCAACUCACCUGGCUGGUGGGGGUGCUGGGAGCAACGCAACUUGCUGGUGGGGGUGCAGGGAGCAACUCAACUAGCUGGUGGGGGUGCUGGGAGCAACUCGCCUGGCUGGUGGGGGUGCUGGGAGCAACUCGCCUGGCUGGUGGGGGUGCUAGGAGCAACUCACCUGGCUGGUGGGGGUGCUGGGAGCAACUCGCCUGGCUGGUGGGGGUGCUGGGAGCAACUCGCCUGGCUGGUGGGAAUGCUGGGAGCAACUCGCCUGGCUGGUGGGGGUGCUGGGAGCAACUCACCUGGCCGGGGAUGCAAGGAGCAACUUGCCUGGCUGGUGGGGUUGCUGGGAACAACACACCUGGCUGGUGGGGGUGCUGGGAGCAACUCACCUGGCUGGUGGGGGUGCUGGGAGCAACUCACCUGGCUGGUGGGGGUGCUGGGAGCAACUCACCUGGUUGGAGGGGAUGCUAGGAGCAACUCGCCUGGCUGGUGGGGUUGCUGGGAACAACUCACCUGGCUGGUGGGGGUGCUGGGAGCAACUCACCUGGCUGGUGGGGGUGCUGGGAGCAACUCACCUGGCUGGUGGGGGUGCUGGGAGCAACUCACCUGGCUGGUGGGGGUGCUGAGAGCAACUCACCUGGCUGGUGGGGGUGCUGGGAGCAACUCACCUGGCUGGUGGGGGUGCUGGAAGCAACUCGCCUGGCCGGUGGGGGUGCUGGGAGCAACUCACCUGGCUGGUGGGGGUGCUGGGAGCAACUCAACUGGCUGGGGUGCUGGGAGCAACUCACCUGGCUGGUGGGGGUGCUGGGAGCAACUCACCUGGCUGGUGGGGGUGCUGGGAGCAACUCGCCUGGCUGGUCUGGGUGAUGGGAGCAACUCGCCUGGCUGGUGGGGGUGCUGGGAGCAACUCGCCUGGCUAGUGGGGGUGCUGGGAGCAACUCGCCUGGCUGGUGGGGGUGCUGGGAGCAACUCGCCUGGCUGGUGGGGGUGCUGGGAGCAACUCGCCUGGCUGCAACUCGCCUGGCUGGUGGGGGUGCUGGGAGCAACUCGCCUGGCCGGUGGGGGUGCUGGGAGCAACUCACCUGGCCGGCGGGGGUGCUGGGAGCAACUCACCUGGCCGGUGGGGGUGCUGGGAGCAACUCACCUGGCUGGUGGGGGUGCUGAGAGCAACUCACCUGGCUGGUGGGGGUGCUGGGAGCAACUCACCUGGCUGGUGGGGGUGCUGGAAGCAACUCGCCUGGCCGUUGGGGGUGCUGGGAGCAACUCACCUGGCUGGUGGGGGUGCUGGGAGCAACUCACCUGGCUGGUGGGGGUGCUGGGAGCAACUCACCUAGCUGGUGGGGGUGCUGGGAGCAACUCACCUGGCUGGGUUGCUGGGAGCAACUCACCUGGCUGGUGGGGGUGCUGGGAGCAACUCACCUGGCUGGUGGGGGUGCUGGGAGCAACUCACCUGGCUGGUGGGGGUGCUGGGAGCAAUUCACCUGGCUGGUGGGGGUGCCGGGAGCAACUCACCUGGCUGAUGGGGGUGCUGGGAGCAACUCGCCUGGCUGGUGGGUUUGCUGGGAGAAACUCGCCUGGCUGGUGGGGGUGCUGGGAGCAACUUAUCUGGCUGAUGGGGAUGCUAGGAGCAACUCACCUGGCUGGUGGGGAUGCUCGGAGCAACUUGCCUGCCUGGUGGGGGUGCCGGGAGCAACUCUCCUGGCUGGUGGGGGUGCUUGGAGCAACUCGCCUGGCUGGUGGGGGUGCUGGGAGCAACUCGCCUGGCCGGUGGGGGUGCUGGGAGCAACUCACCUGGCCGGUGGGGGUGCUGGGAGCAACUCACCUGGCCGGUGGGGGUGCUGGGAGCAACUCACCUGGCUGGGGUGCUGGGAGCAACUCACCUGGCUGGUGGGGGUGCUGGGAGCAACUCACCUGGCUGGUGGGGGUGCUGGGAGCAACUCGCCUGGCUGGUCUGGGUGCUGGGAGCAACUCGCCUGGCUGGUGGGGGUGCUGGGAGCAACUCGCGUGGCUAGUGGGGGUGCUGGGAGCAACUCGCCUGGCUGGUGGGGGUGAUGGGAGCAACUCACCUGGCUGGUGGGGGUGCUGGGAGCAACUCGCCUGGCUGGUGGCAGUGCUGGGAGCAACUCGCCUGGCUGGUGGGGAUGCUAGGAGCAACUCACCUGGCUGGUGGGGGUGCUGGGAGCAACUCACCUGGCUGGUGGGGGUGCUGGGAGCAACUCGCCUGGCUGGUGGGGGUGCUGGGAGCAACUCGCCUGGCUGGUGGGGGUGCUGGGAGCAACUCGCCUGGCUGGUGGGGGUGCUGGGAGCAACUCGCCAGGCUGGUGGGGGUGCUGGGAGGAACUCGCCUGGCUGGUGGGGGUGCUGGGAGCAACUCGCCUGGCUGGUGGGGGUGCUGGGAGCAAUUCGCCUGGCUGGUGGGGGUGCUGGGAGCAACUCGCCUGGCUGGUGGGGGUGCUGGGAGCAACUCACCUGGCUGGUGGGGGUGCUGGGAGAAACUCAACUGGCUGGUGGGGAUGCUGGGAGCAACUCAACUGGCUCGUGGGGGUGCUGGGAGCAACUCGCCUGGCUGGUGGGGGUGCUGGGAGCAACUCACCUAGCUGGUGGGGGUGCUGGGAGCAACUCACCUGGCUGGUAG